UCACGGCUGGUUGAGCUGUUACGAGCCUUAUUCGAGCCACGGACCGAGGCUAAAGAAUUAGAGCGGACAUUACCAUACAUCUUAUCUGCUGCUUUAGAAAGAAAAAGUGAGAGGGCGAAAGGGUAGUACUUCACAUCACAACCUUGCCGUUAAGUCUUUCGAUCGAGUCAUUCUGGUCAACCUGUGAUGCAUUCUAGCAUUUAUUUUCGCAAGCUAGCUAGCUAGUGGUUGAGCUAGCGCUACGGUGCCUCAGUCGGAGUAAGUUAACGUUACAUUUUCGGACGUAUUUUGUAUAAUACACCUGAUCGCGUACACCCGAGAGACCUCCAGUUGGUAGUUUUGACCUCAGUUAUGUAAUGCUGUAGAUGUCGUGCGUGUCGCUUCUGUCCUAGCAAGUACGGAUUGAAUGAAAUAACGUUAGCUUGCCUCAAGCAGCGGAAACGAACCAGUUAACAAGGAUAACGUUGAAUUAAACUACUGCUGACUGAUCCACCACCCUCUAGCUAAUAAAGCACAUGCUAUCCGAGCUAGCCAACCACAGGCACACCGCUGGGUAGAUCACUCAAAAUAGUGGCGAUAGACCGGAAUCGUGAAGAAGCUAAAUCCUACCAAACGUCAAGUUGGCCAUCUUCCACUCCUUUUCAGUGUGACAGGCUGACCAACGCCAGGUCGUUUUUUUCGGAUAAGGCCGGAGUGAGGACAGGAACUUGUGAACAUGCCGGCUGUGUCGAAAGGAGAUGGAAUGCGCGGAUUAGCGGUUUUCAUUUCGGACAUUAGAAACUGUAAGAGCAAAGAAGCAGAGAUCAAGCGGAUCAAUAAAGAGCUGGCCAACAUACGCUCCAAGUUUAAAGGUGAUAAGGCUCUGGACGGCUACAGUAAGAAGAAAUAUGUCUGCAAGCUGCUCUUCAUCUUCCUGCUUGGCCAUGACAUUGACUUCGGACACAUGGAGGCGGUCAACCUGCUGAGCUCAAACAAGUACACAGAGAAACAGAUAGGCUACCUGUUCAUAUCAGUGCUGGUAAACAGCAACAGUGAGCUGAUCCGUCUGAUUAACAACGCCAUCAAGAAUGACCUGUCCAGUCGCAACCCCACCUUUAUGUGCCUGGCGCUUCACUGUAUCGCAAACGUUGGCAGCCGUGAGAUGGCUGAAGCCUUUGCAAGUGAGAUCCCUCGCAUCCUGGUUGCUGGUGACACAAUGGACAGUGUGAAACAGUCCGCUGCCCUGUGUCUUCUGCGGCUUUACAAGACUUCCCCUGACUUGGUGCUGAUGGGUGAGUGGACGUCUCGUGUGGUGCACCUGCUCAACGAUCAACACAUGGGUGUGGUGACAGCCGCCAUCUCUCUCAUAACUUGUCUGAGCCAGAAGAAUCCAGAUGAGUUCAAGACUUGUGUUUCCCUGGCUGUUUCCCGACUCAGCAGGAUUGUGUCAUCAGCCUCCACUGACCUGCAGGAUUACACUUACUACUUUGUGCCAGCCCCAUGGCUCUCCUGCAAGUUGCUGCGACUGCUGCAGUGCUACCCUCCACCAGAAGAUGGUGCUGUCAAGGGUCGUCUAGUAGAGUGCCUGGAGACUAUCCUUAACAAGGCCCAGGAGCCACCCAAAUCCAAAAAGGUCCAGCACUCCAAUGCCAAGAAUGCAAUCCUGUUUGAAGCUAUCUCACUCAUUAUCCACUAUGACAGUGAACCAAAUCUGUUGGUGCGAGCCUGUAACCAACUGGGCCAGUUCCUGCAGCACAGAGAGACCAACCUGCGCUACCUUGCUCUGGAGAGCAUGUGUACUCUGGCCAGCUCUGAGUUUUCCCAUGAAGCUGUCAAGACACACAUCGAAACCGUCAUCAAUGCCCUCAAGACUGAGAGGGAUGUGAGCGUUCGACAGAGGGCAGCUGAUCUGCUGUAUGCCAUGUGUGAUCGCAGUAACGCCAAGCAGAUUGUAGCCGAGAUGCUCAGCUACCUUGAGACCGCAGACUACUCCAUCAGAGAAGAGAUGGUGCUGAAAGUGGCCAUACUUGCAGAGAAGUAUGCUGUGGAUUACUCCUGGUACGUGGAUACCAUUCUCAAUCUCAUUCGCAUUGCUGGUGACUACGUGAGUGAAGAGGUGUGGUAUCGCGUCAUUCAGAUCGUCAUCAACCGAGAUGAUGUGCAGGGCUACGCAGCCAAAACAGUGUUUGAGGCCUUGCAGGCCCCUGCUUGCCAUGAGAACAUGGUGAAAGUUGGGGGCUACAUUUUGGGAGAGUUUGGUAAUCUAAUUGCUGGGGACCCACGUUCCAGCCCGUUGGUCCAGUUCAACCUUCUCCACUCAAAGUUCCAUCUGUGCUCCGUGCCGACUCGAGCCCUGCUCCUCUCAGCCUACAUCAAGUUUAUCAACCUUUUCCCAGAGACCAAGGCCACGAUUCAAGAAGUGCUCCGCUGCGACAGCCAGAUCCGAAACUCAGAUGUUGAGCUGCAGCAGCGUGCUGUUGAGUAUCUGAAGCUUUCUUCCAUUGCCAGCACUGAUGUCCUGGCCACUGUCCUGGAGGAGAUGCCUCCCUUCCCAGAAAGGGAGUCAUCAAUCCUGGCUAAGCUGAAGAAGAAGAAGGGACCUGGUGCUGUGUCUGUAACAGAGCUGGAAGACAGCAAAAGGGAGGGUGGGGAGUUGAAUGGAGGGGGUGACCGGGGUCCAGAAACAACUGCCAUGGCUGCCUCCAAUGCUUCAACCCCGUCACCAUCUGCAGACCUCCUUGGGAUUCGUUCUGCUGCUCCCAUUAGUGCUGGUCCAGCCAGUGCUGGCAGCUUAUUGGUCGAUGUGUUCUCUGAGACAGGGCCUGCUGCACCUUCUGCUGCUGUGAAUGACGAAGGCUUCUUAAGAGAUCUGGAACAGCCGACCGAGACCUCCGAUUCCCUAUUGGUGGAGGGUUCUGGUGACUUGGACUCUGCUACUCCCUCUGAGGAUCCUGCUCCUCCUCUGUCUGAGGCAGACGAACUUCUUAACAAGUUUGUGUGCAAGAACAAUGGAGUUCUGUUUGAGAAUCAGCUGCUACAGAUUGGCAUCAAGUCAGAAUAUCGUCAGAAUCUGGGGAGAAUGUACUUAUUCUAUGGCAACAAGACUUCAGUGCAAUUUGCCAGUUUUACCACCACAGUCAGCUGUCCUGGGGAGCUGCAGUCUCAGCUCAACGUUCAGACCAAACCAGUGGAACCGCUAGUGGAAGGGGGAGCCCAGAUCCAGCAGGUCCUCAAUAUUGAGUGUCUGACUGACUUCUCCGACGCCCCCCUGCUCAACAUCAAGUUCAGGUAUGGAGGAGCUUUGCAGAACCUUACACUCAAGCUGCCAGUCACCAUCAACAAGUUCUUCCAGCCAACUGAAAUGGCCUCACAUGACUUCUUCCAACGCUGGAAACAGCUUAGCCAGCCUCAGCAAGAAGCACAAAAGAUAUUCAAGGCCAACCACAGUAUGGACACUGAAGUACUUAAGGCAAAGCUACUUGGACUAGGAACAGCCCUGCUGGAAAACGUUGAUCCCAACCCAGAGAACUAUGUGUGUGCUGGAGUGAUCCAGACGAAGAGUCAGCAGGUUGGCUGUCUGCUAAGAUUGGAGCCGAAUGGCCAGGCACAGAUGUACCGUCUGACUCUGCGCUGCAGCAAGGACUCUGUGUCCAUGCGUCUCUGCGAGCUGCUGGCCCAUCAGUUCUAGUUUUCACACUUCUACCAUGACCAGUGCUCCCAUCAUCCCCACCAGCGACCGCUCUUUUGAGCCCUGCUGCCACACUUCUCCUCCUCCCUUCAACAAAGAAUCGUUAAGUACAAAAUGUGUAACUGACAUAAGGGAAAAAACAGCCGCUGCUAAGCAGCAAAGGCAUCAUUAUCGUUAUUGUUUGUCCCAGAUUCUGAUUCCAGUUAAUCCUUAACUUGUUUAUUAACAUGAUGCUACAUUCUUGUUAUUCUUGUUUUGUUGGUGUUUACCGAUGUAUGUAUGUGUGUCUGGGUGUGGGUGGGUGUGUGCGCGCGCACAUGCAAAAACGCAUGUCUGUCUAUAGUUAAGAGGGACAUUUUGGUUCAAUAGCAACGUUGUGAGGACAUUUUUACUUUAAGACAUUUUGGCUGGUCAUCACAAAUUAAAGGUCUGUUUGAGGGCUAACACUUGGUUAUCUGAUUUGGGUUACAAUUAGGUUUAGGUUAAGGUAAUGGGCAAGGGAAUGGAUUAUGCCAAUGAGUGUCCUCAUACCUAUAGAGACAAUUAUGUGUGAUAUGCAUGUGUGGGGUCUGCUUCAUUCUCCCUGCACUUUAACACUGAUGCUGACAUUCCGUAAGGUAAAAAGGGAGAGGCUUUUAAUCGCACACAUGCAUUAACCCCUCUCUUCCCACAAACACACUAGUAUAUACUCUCCAUACUCAUGGUUCUGGUGGGACCAACUAAUAAAAUCAGUUAUUUAAUCUCUGCAGGACAGAUCAGCUCAUUUCUGUCUAGCAUUCCCAGUCAAGAUGUCUUUAAGGUGUUUUGAUCCAUUCCAGCAUGAGUUUUACAUUUCCUGACCAGAAGCCCUGUAUUGAUAAUUUCAUUAAACUAGUAUUCUCACUGAUAGAUGUUGUUGAUUUGUUUAUAAUAUGUGCUAGCAAAUUACUUAACUGCUUUCCGAUACAUUUCCAUUAUUCUUUUUUAGAAGGCCUGCGGUUUUCUUACCCAAGCCAUCCAAGGAAAGCUGUGGCACAGAUUCGAAACUAGAUGACUGGUACAGGAAUAAAACCUGUAGUGUUAAAGCAGACUUGAGAACCAGUUUGAGUCUGUCUCAUCUAUUGCCUGGGAAAUGGUUUUGGGCGCUUCACUUUUGUCUUGUAAACCUGGAACACCCAUUUUGAACACAUGUAUGAGUAAACCUAAAUCUUGUGGCUUGUUGUAAGACUAACUAAUUGUUCGACAAAUGUAAGCCUGUCUAAGUUCCCCGCCUCUGAUAAGGAGCAUUGCACAGCUUCUUCCCCAAGUUUCUGAAUCAGAAGCUGGGAAUGUGGAGAAGAUAGACCCAAACAGGAACAAAAUCAUUGCUACAGAGGACGCUAUUACUAUAUAGCACGGCUUUAUAAUCUUUACAGAGGGUUUAAGAGCUGAAUCUAUAGUAUAUAUAAUUUAUGACAGAGACAUCACUGGUACACACACAGAUUCAUAUCAUAUCCAGCCAUGCAUAUAGAAAUUAGAUCAAUGCCAACCAUUCAGAUGUGCACACAACCACUGCAGUCAAUGUUUAGACAACAGAGAUGUUCAGCAACCACAAAAUCUUUAAAUUGAUGUAUCAAGGAUGAGGACUCGAAAAGGAUGAAUACUUAAAGAUGCCCAUGACAACUACCAGUGACUUGGUGUGUGUGUAUGCUUGCAUGUGUGAGCUAGUGUUAGCACAUUUAAAAAAAAAAAAGCCUAAAGCUGUUUCUAAUACAUUGUCACAUUCCAUUCUGUGGCUGCUUGGAAAUCACAGGACAUUCAACUUGUAGUGGAAAAUAGUCAUUUUGUGAGCGUUUGUAUGUGAGUUAGACGUGUGUGUGUGUGUGUGUCUGUCUGUCUAUGCAGUAUCAACUUGCUAAUACAGCUUCAUGUAUCGGUGUUAUGAACCUCUCUAAUACCUGUGUUAGAAUUAAAAAAUUUACUGUGUAAUGAAAAAAGUGAAAGUAAAACUAUGCUAUAUAUCCAA
Platichthys flesus (European flounder) is the source of this 5651-nucleotide messenger RNA. It is a transcript of the gene ap2a1, whose product is annotated as adaptor related protein complex 2 subunit alpha 1. The coding region runs from base 716 to 3667 and encodes 983 amino acids. Gene Ontology annotation, cellular component: AP-2 adaptor complex; membrane coat. Gene Ontology annotation, molecular function: clathrin-cargo adaptor activity. The record is from RefSeq and is a predicted model, not a curated record. Lineage: Eukaryota; Metazoa; Chordata; Actinopteri; Pleuronectiformes; Pleuronectidae. Gene Ontology annotation, biological process: intracellular protein transport; clathrin-dependent endocytosis. The transcript is spliced from 22 exons.